Messenger RNA from Spodoptera exigua (beet armyworm), 837 nucleotides. NCBI's taxonomy places the organism in Eukaryota, Metazoa, Arthropoda, Insecta, Lepidoptera, Noctuidae. The record is from the annotation of a GenBank genome assembly.
GGCUGUGUUAGUGGUGACGAUAGACAAUAUUUUAACAGUUUUAUAAUGGAAACGAUUCAUGAAAACUCGAAUAAUAAUGUCGAAGAUGAGGACGAUAUGACUGGAGAUGCAAAAUGGCAGAAGGACGCGGCGGAUCAGAACUUCGACUACAUGUUCAAGCUGCUCAUCAUAGGAAACAGUUCCGUAGGAAAAACCAGCUUCUUGUUCCGUUACGCGGACGACUCAUUUACUUCAGCCUUCGUCUCAACCGUCGGCAUAGACUUCAAGGUGAAGACAGUGUUCCGUCACGAUAAACGCGUAAAACUACAGAUAUGGGACACUGCUGGACAGGAGCGCUACCGCACCAUCACCACUGCUUACUACAGGGGCGCUAUGGGCUUCAUCCUUAUGUAUGAUAUCACUAACGAAGAGAGCUUCAACAGCGUGCAAGAUUGGGUGACACAGAUUAAGACGUAUUCGUGGGACAAUGCGCAAGUGAUCCUCGUGGGCAAUAAGUGCGAUAUGGAGGAGGAACGUGUGGUCAGCACUGAGCGCGGCAUGCAACUUGCUGAACAGCUGGGCGUAGAGUUCUACGAGACUAGUGCCAAGGAGAACAUAUACGUUAAGGCUGUGUUCGAGCGGCUGGUGGAUAUCAUAUGCGACAAAAUGUCGGAGAGCUUGGAUUCCGAACCGGCCAUGUUGGCAGGUGGGGCUCGUGGCCAACGUCUUACAGAGCAGCCACAGGGCAACUCCACCACCAAUUGUAACUGUUAAUGACUAUACCGAGAAUGUUCUAGCUUUUUGUUCCUUUACGUUCUAGAAAAUUCUUUAUACGGGGUCGUUUCUUUCAAAAGCCGA